Molecule: messenger RNA, 1306 nt
Organism: Vitrella brassicaformis
Lineage: Eukaryota; Vitrellaceae
Source: the annotation of a GenBank genome assembly
CCACAGACCCUCAGGCAGGCAGGCAGGUAGGCAGGCAGACAGAAAAACGGACGCAGACGUUCACACCAUGAGCAUUAAAGCGUGGUUGAUGAGAUACAGACGGACAUCCAGACGAGUCAGUCACAGACAGGGAUGCACUCCACGGGCAAUGAACACACGUCUGACACAUUUCUAUCUCUGUGAUCCCCGGGGCGUGUCACGAGAGCGCACCAGGCGGCUGGCUGUCCAAACGUCUGUUUUGCAGCCCCACCACCGGCGGCACACCGACCACUCCCCUCACCUUUACAACACACAUCCACUGCUCUCCCCUCCCACACACACACAGACACCUUCUCACACACGGGCAUCGUGCAACACACUGCCUGUGUGGGUAGGCGUGCACAGCACCACCCACACACAUGCCACGAAGAGCUACAUGGUAUGGUAUGUCCCGCUGGUCGGCAAAACGCCGCUGUCUGCCAGUUGGUCUGGUCGGUCCCCAAAAUUGACGCCCGUCCGUUCGUUAUCAACACAGACAGCCACACGCCCACACGAGUCAGUCAGUCAGUCAGCUGCACAUGAAGGACACGUUGGUCUGGUCGGUCAAAAAAGAUCGGCACGACGAAAGAAACGAAAACCGCACCACCUAACACCACACCACACCGCACCACAGACAUAACACAGGUAAGUAUUGCGGUCAUUGCGUCCCCCCGCCCGCCCCCCGUGUGUGCGUGAGGUCUGGUCUGUCUCACCGGUGUGUGGUGGCUCCGGUGUGAGGCGGUGAGUCUAUGCGCCCCGCUGGACCUCGCCGAAUAGGCCGCCGGUGGCGGGUUUGAAGUUGGGGUCCUUGAGCUUCUUCUCGCGCUUGGCCACCACGGCGUGGCCCAUCGAGUGGUAGAUGCUGUUGUACUUCAACGCCCGCUGCAGCCGGGCCUCAGACAUCCUGGAGACACACACCGGAGAGACAGAGACACGGCAUUCAACGUGAGCAUGCCCCUCCCCUCUCCCACCCCAGUGCGUCCCAUCCCAUGUGUGGCCCAGCUCACCUCUCCAGGUGCCCGUCGCCUGUCAUCAGACGCGCCGCAACCGAGUAGGCGCGUUUGCUGUGGCCGUCCAGCUUGCCAGACAGGCCCGACGCCUCCUUCUCGAGCUUCUCGUGCACCCUCUUCUGCUUCUCCGUCGUUUUCUCGCCACGGACGUUCUGAAUGAAGUUGCCGACGUUGUGAGUCGUCCACAGGAGCAUCGGAGCGACGAAGGCCAUCUCGUCAAACAAACAGAGGGAGUGCUGUGCGAAGGACGCGAAGCGGACGCGAAAUGGACGCAAAGA